AUGGAAGUCGGAGUUGAUGCAAUGAUGGAUAAGACAACAAUAACAAUGGGACACCACUCACAUCUGAAUGGUCACCUGUCUUCAUCCGCAUCCACUUUGACAUCCAACAUCAACAGCAACAACAACAUCACAACAGCAGCAGCUGACAAGUCUACAUCAACAAGCAGCAUGUUGUCAACAAGUCUACAACAACACAAGUCACAGACACAGACAAAGACUCAGACACAGACAGACAAUAUCACAACAAGAACAACAACAAGAACAAACAAUAAUAGUAAUAUUAGUAGUAAGAGACAACAAUUAUUACAGGCACAGAUGGAUCAGGUAUUGAGCUUGGACGAGUUGGAUAGCUUUAGUAUUGGAUCAUACUCUUCGUCGUCAUCGGCACCAAAUCUUAGAUUGUCAGAGUUGAAUUCAUCGGCCACAUCUACAGACUCGUCGGCAUCAGGAUCUUCAUUCUUGUUUGCCUCGUUGCCAUCGUCGUCGUCUUCUAGUCAAGGACCAAUGCACACGCCUGUACACUCAUCCUCCGCUUCAUUCUCCAAUAUUGAUAGGAGAGCAUCAUUGGAUGACAAAAACACUUUAUCAUCAUCAUUGUCACAAUCACAGUCACAGGCAUUGCAAGGUAGUCCAUCAAAGCUUGCAAGAACAUUGAGUUCAAUGUCCUUGUACUAUAAGAAUACAAGACCAAUAGCAUUGAGCAAGAGUGGUGCACAGACAACGUCAUUCCUGGACAUGUCCACCUUGAUGCUGCAGCAUCAGCAACAGCCUCAAUCACCUCCAAUCAAUGCCAACAUCCCACUCAAGAAUACAGCGAGUGAUGGUGCUGGCCAGGGUGGAUUCGAACUGUACUCGCCACACUUUAUGAACAAGCGUCCAUCAAAUAUCAUCGACUUCCCCGCCAACACACCCCUGUUCAAGAGUCAGCAGCAGUCACAGUUCAGCACGCCCACCACCAACUCUACCAUGGGCUACCAGCACAAUGAUGAUGGCAGGGCGACACCCGAGGAGGAGAGGAACGAGCUGUUCCAAUUCUACGAAGCGAUCAAGAAGGAUCCCGAUGGAGUGAUACACGUCGAGGACAUUAGAAGCAUAUUAGUCAAUGGCUUUGGACCGUCCGAGGCCGAGGGUAUCAUCGCCACGCUGCCAUUCAUCAACAACACCAUCCCGAACCGGGAGUUUAUGAGAAUGGUGGAGGACUUCCAGCGAGUGGCAAGUGUAGACACAUCGAUGCAGGAUGAAGAUGUCUUCCUGGAUCAUCCAAUCAACAGUUUGCUCGACUUUAACACUGAUCCUGAGGAGGAUGGCGCCAACCUACCCAUCAUGUCUUCGUCAAUGUCCAAGUCCUCCACGAGCACAAUCGGCUCGCUCUCAACCAGGAGCUCGGGUCUUGUCUCAUCCAACCCAAGCCUGCGACGCUUUGACAUGUCCGUCCCACCAUUCUACGGCGAGUUGGAGGAUGUUGGAUCGAACGGUGAGCUCACCUCAACCGAUUACAUGACUCAGAUCGACAGUCUGAAGCAACAGUUGAGUGCCAGAGACAACAACACGGAGAAGGUUAGGGGUCUCGAAGCCAACCUACAAGAGACCGCACAGGACUUGGAGCAUUACAAGGAGGAGAACAGCAAGCUGCGCAAGGAGAAGGAGAAAGAGAGCCAAACACUCAAGUCAAUCGAGAAGAGGCACAAGGAGCUCAACGACGAGUAUGAGCGAUGUAAGAAAAGAGAGAACGACAAAGUCGAUGAGAUUGAAGAGUUAAAGCGCACAAUACAAAGGAAGAAGGGAGAGUUGAAGAAGUUAAAGUCUUUGAAUUCAACAAUGCUGAACAAUGAGGAAGAGUUGAAGAGGGUGCAGGACGAGAAGGAUAGUGAGAUCAAGAGACUAAAGUCAAGGAUAUCAAGACUGUCAACAGAGGAGGACGAGAUGAAGAAGUGUAUUUUGGAACAAGAGCAACAAUAUCAGCUGUUGGAACAACAACAUGCAAAGAUGUUACAAAGGCAACAGAUUGCAUUUGAUGAGAAUAUCAAUUGGCAACGACAACAACAACAACAAUUGCAACAACAACAACAACCGGCACCAGAUGUCGCACAAGUUCAGAAUCAGAUCACUGAGCUGCGAGCAAAGAUUGAUUCACUGGAGAUUGAGCGAUCGGAUAUUAGCGAACAUAAUCGAAAGCUGCAGGCCAGCCUGGAGAACUCACAGAGGAACCAAGUGUCCAUCGACACAUUCACAUCCAAGUACAAUGCUUUGAAGUCUCACUUGGCGGGCAGCAACAUGGCGGUCGUCGAGCAGCUCAACCACUCGCACCAUUUGGCCCAUCAGAUGAUCCAGUGCAUCGAUCAGCUGUCCCAAUCAUUCACACAGAGUCCAGACUGUCUGCUGGACCAUCAGAUACUCGAGCUCAAGUUCAGUAUCGCACAACUGCCUCAACUGCCCGAGGAGCCAGAGACUGAGCAACAGAAGCAGACGAUACAGUACAAGGACGCAACAUCAAGGCUUGGCAACACAAUGAAAGAGUUGAAUGAGAGAUGGAUCAAGCUGCAUGGAGACGUGGCUGAUUGGAGGAAGGGUAGUCAGUCCGAGGUCGAGGUUCACAAGAAUGAAGUGGAGGAUUCGCGUAAAGUUAUCAAACAAAUAUUGGCAAAGCAACAACAACAACAUGAGCAACAGAAACAACAACAACAUAAUCAACAACAACAAAUCAACUUGCAACAACAACAACAACAAAUACUUCAGGCCAGAGUUAUGUUUGCUCAGAAGACCAAAGAUGACAGCUCAUUAGUUGGCCAGGCCAAGUUCUUCUUCUCCCUCCUCGGCCUAGUCAUGUUCUCAUACAUCCUGCUCUCACUCUUCCUUGCCAACUUUAUGACAGAGACCACCUUUAUGAGACCAAGUUAG
Molecule: messenger RNA, 2898 nt
Organism: Acytostelium subglobosum LB1
Lineage: Eukaryota; Evosea; Eumycetozoa; Acytosteliales; Acytosteliaceae
Exons: 2
Coding region: 1-2898 (965 amino acids)
Source: RefSeq, a predicted model, not a curated record